AUGGGCAGGGCAACUCCACUGGUGCUAAAUUUCUCCUUUUUUUCUUUUUUUAUUUCCUGUUGUUCUGUAGAUUCUCAAGUUCUUCAGGAGCCAGGGGAUAGGUCACACUGGUGUGUGGUGGCAUACUGGGAAGAGAAGACACGCGUGGGUCGGCUGUACUCUGUCCAAGAGCCCUCCCUGGAUAUCUUCUAUGAUCUACCUCAGGGGAAUGGUUUCUGCCUCGGACAGCUCAACUCAGACAACAAAAGCCAACUGGUGCAGAAGGUCCGCAGCAAGAUUGGCUAUGGCAUCCAGCUCACCAAGGAAGUGGAUGGCGUGUGGGUGUACAACCGCAGCAGUUACCCCAUCUUCAUCAAGUCGGCCACACUGGACAACCCCAACUCCAGGAUGUUGCUGGUUCACAAAGUGUUUCCAGGUUUUUCCAUCAAGGCUUUUGACUACGAGAAGGCGUACAGCUUACAGAGACCCAACGACCAUGAGUUUAUGCAGCAACCAUGGACCGGAUUUACUGUUCAGAUCAGCUUUGUGAAAGGCUGGGGCCAUUGCUACACUAGACAGUUCAUCAGCAGUUGCCCGUGCUGGUUGGAGGUUAUUUUUAAUAACCGAUGACUCGAGACAGUGUGGACUCAUGACAUUUAUACUACUUUGCUGCUACUAUUUCCUUCUGAGUGCUUGCUUUUCAUGCAAACUUUUUGGUUUUGUUUUGUUUUUGUUUGUUACCCCUCUCUUCGUUUUGAGAAAUAGCUUAUGGAAAGAUAUUUUUUUUUUUUCUCGCCUUGGGGGUAUUUUGAUAAAUAUAUCUAUUUUUUAGAAGUGUGAAUGACCAAUGACUCAGAAGGGUGAGAGAAGGGUGCAAGGGGGAUAUCUAGAAUCACAUAAGAUAAUUAUUUCACAUCUUUGAAGGGGAUCGACGGAUUUGAAAGCCACUUGCUCUAUGUUACAGCUCCUUCUCUUGGACAAAUCAACAAGAUACCUGUAUUUUUUACGCACCACCUUCCCAACCCUGGUGACGGUGACACCGAGAUCCCUUCCCCAGCGGUGCUAACCCUGCGUUGCCGCCGGAGGAUGGUGCAAAACUUUCCCAACCGGGUCUUUUACCGACCCUUUUGAAUUUUUAUUGUAUUUUUCUUGUUGCUGGGUUCGUGUCUUGUCACUGUGUUCAUCCUUCCACUGCUUUUUCCGUGUGUUUUACGGCCAUGGAUUUGAUGCAAGGGGAGAAAACAACAGCGGAGGAGCUUCGCCCAUGGCCCGUGCUUGGUAAUUUCAGCUCAGAUGUGAAGCGACAGAAGCCUAAGCCUAAAAAAAAAAAAACCAACCAUAAAACUAAACAAAAGAAUAAAACAAAUGGGGAAAACAAAAAGACAAAGUGUUCACCAUAGUUGGUCUGUUGUAACCUGCUUAGAUCAGGUUAUCCAGGUACCACCUUAUCUGGAAAUGCAGUUGUGCUUUCAUUUCUUCUUGAAUUCAUACACGAGUAUGAUACUUUUACACUGUUCUUAGCUCAAUGAGCAUGUUUAGACCUUAACAUAAGCUAUUUUUCUAAAUAUAAAGGUUUAAUUGAACAAGAGAGCAUUCUCAUUGGAUCUUUAGCAUUGUAGUGCUUUCGAAAUACACACACACACACAAAAAAAAAGGACUCCUUAAAAAACCCUGAGAUUUAUUAAAGAAAAAAAUGUAUUUUAUGUUAUAUAUAAAUAUAUUAUUACUUGUAAAUAUAAAGACUUUUAUAAGCAUCAUUAUUUAUGUAUUGUGCAAUGUGUAUAAACGAGAAAAAAUAAGAAAGAUGCACUUUGCUUUAAUAUAAAUGCAAAUAACAAAUGCCAAAUUAAAAAAAAAAAAAAAA
Messenger RNA from Corapipo altera (White-ruffed manakin), 1843 nucleotides. Its product is annotated as mothers against decapentaplegic homolog 7-like. Gene Ontology annotation, molecular function: transcription regulator inhibitor activity; I-SMAD binding. The record is from RefSeq and is a predicted model, not a curated record. Gene Ontology annotation, cellular component: heteromeric SMAD protein complex. Bases 1 to 609 code for a protein of 202 amino acids. The transcript has a single exon. Lineage: Eukaryota; Metazoa; Chordata; Aves; Passeriformes; Pipridae. Gene Ontology annotation, biological process: cell differentiation; transforming growth factor beta receptor signaling pathway; anatomical structure morphogenesis.